CAUUCAAGUAGAAAGGAGAAAAUAAGUCGUCCUCUCUACUAAUACAAGAAAAAGAAAAAGGGGGAAAACACACACACAUAUUAAAGAGAGAAAUUAACACAGAGUGUGUGAAAAGAAAAGAAGAGAAAAUGGAAUGGAGGAAAUGUUAUUUGGAUGUGAUAUUAGUUCCAUUAGGGUUUAUGAUAAGCAUGGCAUAUCAUGCUUGGUUAUGGCAUAAGGUUAAGACACAACCUCUUUCUACUAUUAUUGGAACCAAUGGUAGUGGCAGACGUUUAUGGGUUUCUGCUAUAAUGAAGGAUAAUGAUAAGAAAAACAUCUUGGCUGUUCAAACAUUCAGAAACACAAUAAUGGGAUCAACCCUAAUGGCCACAACCUCAAUCCUUUUAUGCUCUGGCCUAGCUGCUGUGAUAAGUAGCACUUAUAGUGUCAAGAAACCAUUAGACGAUGCUGUUUAUGGGGGCCAUGGAGAAUUUAUGGUGGCACUAAAAUAUGUGACACUAUUGCUAUUUUUCCUCUUCUCAUUCAUUUGUUAUUCCAUAUCAAUUAGGUUCAUCAACCAAGUGAAUUUCCUCAUCAAUUGUCCACCAGACCAUUUGGGAAUAUUGAGUACUGGAUAUAUUUCAGAGUUACUUGAAAAAGCCUUCAUUUUGAAUACUGUGGCUAAUAGGUUGUUCUAUGCUGCAUUAACACUUGUACUUUGGAUCUUUGGGCCUGUGUUAGUUUUCUUGAGUUCUGUUAGUCUUGUAACAGUGCUUUACAAUCUUGAUUUUGUGAUUUCUCAUGAUGAAAAGGGAAAAAUGAUACAUCAUCAUCAUGAGAAUGGAAAUGGUGAUGAAUUUGUAAUAUCUGUCUGAUGGAAAAUAAUGAGAAACUUGACUAUGGAAUAUUAUCAAUAAGAAUGUGGUU
Lycium barbarum (goji berry) is the source of this 906-nucleotide messenger RNA. RefSeq lists its product as uncharacterized. The coding region runs from base 129 to 854 and encodes 241 amino acids. NCBI's taxonomy places the organism in Eukaryota, Viridiplantae, Streptophyta, Magnoliopsida, Solanales, Solanaceae. The transcript is spliced from 2 exons. The record is from RefSeq and is a predicted model, not a curated record.